AUGGCACGGGGAGCGGUUGGCCAUAAAGGGAUAUUUGCCCCAACUUUCUGCAUUGACGAGGGCCAUUAUAAAGAUGUGACGGACAGUGAACGAAGACGUGGGCUGUACAAGGCCCGGCUUUUGCUGCCUUUAAAUGGUAAUGGUGGGCGAGUCGGCUUCGAAUCAUGCGCCCACCGCCUGACUGCAUGCAAGUGCCACAAA
Iphiclides podalirius (scarce swallowtail) is the source of this 201-nucleotide messenger RNA. NCBI's taxonomy places the organism in Eukaryota, Metazoa, Arthropoda, Insecta, Lepidoptera, Papilionidae. The record is from the annotation of a GenBank genome assembly.